This is a messenger RNA of Penicillium digitatum Pd1, 276 nucleotides long. The record is from RefSeq and is a predicted model, not a curated record. Lineage: Eukaryota; Fungi; Ascomycota; Eurotiomycetes; Eurotiales; Aspergillaceae.
AUGUACCUCUCUAUCUCAACACAUCUCACUUUACUCAUGGGUCUGGGCACGCUGGCGACAGCCCAAGUGGCAGCUAGGUCCAUCAAAUGUGCUUGUGAUGGUAUCACCGAUCAUUCUCAGACUGCCUGUGUUCAGACAGGUGGAAGCUUCAAUGCUGCUGGCUGUGGCUUUGCGGGAUGCUGUGUUUAUGCCAACAACGAACAAACUAGGUUCAUUGAGACCUGUAGGACGCUUGGAUACGGCUUUAGGCGCUGUGAUGAUUGCCGGUCUUGUUGA